Messenger RNA from Hibiscus syriacus, 1003 nucleotides. Its product is annotated as phosphoglycerate mutase-like protein 1. Gene Ontology annotation, molecular function: phosphatase activity. Gene Ontology annotation, cellular component: cytoplasm. The transcript is spliced from 8 exons. Bases 57 to 740 code for a protein of 227 amino acids. Lineage: Eukaryota; Viridiplantae; Streptophyta; Magnoliopsida; Malvales; Malvaceae. The record is from RefSeq and is a predicted model, not a curated record.
UGCCUUCUAUAUAUUAUUUUCCUUUCUAACUUCCUCUGUUCUUCUCAUUUCCAGAAAUGGAAGGAAUUGCAGCAGCUAAUUUUGGCCGUCGUAAACUUAUUCAUCUGGUGAGGCAUGCGCAGGGCAAGCACAAUCUGGAAGCAGAGAAGAGUCGAGAUCCAUUAACAUCGUUUGACUAUUUGGAUGCUGAACUCUCUCCUCUAGGCUGGCAACAGGUUCGUGAUCAACGAAAAGAUGUUUGUUCAACUGGAUUGCUAAAGGGGAUUGAAGUGGUGAUUUCUUCGCCUAUGUCAAGGACACUGCAAACAGCUGUUGGAAUUUUUCACGGUGAAGACGGUGAAGAUUCGACAAUCGUCUGUCGGGCUCCGAUUAUAGCAUAUGAACUUUGCCGAGAACGACUGGGAAAAUUUGAAUGCGACAAAAGAAGGAGCAUCAGCCAUUACCGGUCCUGUUUCCCCGCUGUUGAUUUUUCAUUGAUCGAAAAUGAAGAUGACGUUUUGUGGAAAGGCGGUGAUCAAAUAGAAACACACGAAGCAGUGAGAGCUAGGGCUAUGAAGUUUACCCAAUGGUUGUGGGAGAGGGAAGAAAAGGAGAUAGCAGUGGUGAGCCAUGGAGUGUAUUUGCAGCAGGCAAUGAUCGAACUUGUUAAAAAUAAUUUGUGUUACCCUUUACACAGUGAUCCUCUCCCCCGCUUUAAAAAUUGUGAAAUCCGAUCGGUGUUCCUUUUUUCUGAGAGGUGAGGCCAUAUCUUCUGCAAUAAAAACGAAAAGUUUGUUGUUUCAGUGGAAGAAUGAGAAUCCCUUGUGACAUUGAACAAAUCCAAAUCAAAGAUUCUGCCGAAGAGGAUGUUUUAGUGGAGGAACUAGAGGUCGCAAAUUAAUCAACAAAAUUUGUCACUUCAUCUCUUCUCUAACCAAUGAAAACCACAUUGUGUUUGGACCCAAUAAUUUCUGAAUUUAUCGUGUUCUAAUCAUAUUUUAAAUAUCUAAUUCUUUUUUAAAUA